Molecule: messenger RNA, 2502 nt
Organism: Hibiscus syriacus
Lineage: Eukaryota; Viridiplantae; Streptophyta; Magnoliopsida; Malvales; Malvaceae
Product: mannosyl-oligosaccharide 1,2-alpha-mannosidase MNS3-like
Exons: 6
Coding region: 256-2178 (640 amino acids)
Biological process (GO): carbohydrate metabolic process; N-glycan processing
Cellular component (GO): endoplasmic reticulum; membrane; trans-Golgi network
Molecular function (GO): calcium ion binding; mannosyl-oligosaccharide 1,2-alpha-mannosidase activity
Source: RefSeq, a predicted model, not a curated record
CGUCCCAAGAGGUGGAGCUCUCUCUCCGUCUCUCCCGCUGUUGCCAAGGCACGAUCUUCCAUUGACUUAUCAAGAGAAAACAACGAAGCCACUGGUUUCCUCGCCCGAAGAGAUUUUCCCUCGAUUUCUCGUACUUGCUCUUUCCUCUUAUUUUGCUCGUUAACUUCCCGAUUUACCUCGUCCGAGAAAAAGAAAAAAAAGCUGCCUGAACCGGUGAAUUUUACAAAAGAAAUAUUUAGAUCUGAAUAUUCGAGCAUGUCGAAGUCUCUUCCUUAUUCUAUGAAAGAUGUUCACUACGAUAACGCCAAGUUUCGUCACCGUUCUUUCUUCAAGGUGGUCACUCAAACCUUACUUUCCGGUAAUAGUAGGCGUGAAUGCGUAAGUUGUAGCACAGGGAAGUUUUUAGGGUUACUAAUGAUCUUUGGCUUAGCUUGUCUAAUGUUGACUCAUACAAAUAAAACACAUUCUGUUUCUGAUGGACUAGCAAAAGGUAUUGGGACAAAUGAAGAACAUAAGGAAGUUACUGAUGUUGGUAUCAGGUUUAAAAAACUUUUCCGAAGAGCACCGCGACUUCCUCCUCGAUUAUCGCCAGAUGAAAAAGUUAGCCAUGGUAAUAUUACUGGUAAAUUAAAUGAGCCUGAUGUUGAAGAAAAGUGGAAAGCUAGACAACAAAAUGUAAAGGAUGCUUUCACCCAUGCUUGGUCCGGCUAUAAGAAGUUUGCAAUGGGUUAUGACGAGCUUAAGCCAGUGAGCCAGGAUGGAGUAGAUGAGCUAGGAGGUAUAGGUGCUACAGUUGUAGAUGCUCUUGAUACUGCAAUGAUCAUGGGUCUAGAUGAAGUUGUUUCUGAAGCGGGCUCAUGGAUUGAAUCACACCUUUUAGAAAGGAUUAUUAACAAAGGGCAAGUUAAUUUAUUUGAAACCACAAUACGGGUAUUGGGUGGUCUAUUGAGUGCAUUUCAUUUGAGUGGGGGGGACCAAGGCAUAGCCUUAACACAGAAGGAGCCAAAACCUGCUAUUUAUCUAAACAUUGCAAAAAACUUGGCUGAUCGUCUGUUAUCUGCUUUUACUUCCAGUCCAACUCCCAUUCCUUUCAGUGAUGUUGUGCUACGCGAUCCCUCCGCUCAUCCAGCUCCUGAUGGAUUGAGUAGUACUUCUGAAGUUUCCACUUUACAGCUUGAAUUCAAUUAUCUGAGUGCAAUUUCUGGUGAUCCAAAGUAUGGCACAAAAGGGAUGAAGGUUUUAGAGCACUUGAAAACUCUUCCAAAGGUGGAAGGACUAGUUCCUAUCUACAUCAAUCCUCAUUCUGGUGAAUUUAGUGGACACAAUAUUAGACUUGGAUCUCGGGGUGAUAGCUACUAUGAGUACCUAAUCAAAGUGUGGCUUCAGCUAAGAACUACUCAGGAUGGUAACUUCACAUAUCUUUAUGAUAUGUAUGGGGAAGCAAUGAGGGGUGUUAAACACAUGCUUGUUCAGAAAUCAGUACCAAGUGAAUUGGUUUUUGUGGGGGAAUUACCUGUUGGAUCCAACGGUUACUUGAGUCCGAAAAUGGAUCACCUGGUGUGUUUUUUGCCUGGUACUCUUGCACUUGGUGCCACUAAAGGCCUCACAAAGGAGAAAGCUAUGAAAGACAACCUUCUUACAUUUGAAGACCUGGAAAACUUGAAACUUGCAGAAGAUUUAGCCAAGACAUGUUUUGAGAUGUAUUCAGUAACUUCCACUGGUCUGGCUCCUGAAAUUGUGUACUUCCAUACUAAGGAUUAUUUUGAAGAUGGUCUUGAUGGUGGGAAUAAGAGUUCAAAAUAUGUAAAAGACAUAAUAAUCAAACAUGCUGAUCGUCACAAUUUGUUGCGUCCUGAAACUGUUGAGUCCUUGUUUGUGUUGUAUCGAAUCACUCAGGAUCAAAAAUAUCGAGAAUGGGGUUGGCAGAUCUUCGAGGCAUUUGAGAAAUACACAAAGGUAGAAUCUGGAGGAUACACUUCUUUAGAUGAUGUCACCACAAUUCCUCCUCCUCCAAGAGACAAGAUGGAGACGUUUUUCCUUGGUGAAACUUUGAAGUAUUUGUACUUGCUUUUCGGGGAUAGCUCUGUUAUACCACUUGAUAAAUUUGUUUUUAACACAGAGGCUCAUCCUUUACCGAUCCCUUUAAAGAAAGGCACUAACAUGAAGGCAAACAUGUAAAAGCUUGACAUCUCUCCGCCGGGCACAGUUUACACGGUGCUUUGACAUGGUUUGCAAGUUCAUAAUUUUAUGAAGGCUGUCUUGCUCGAGAUCCCAGUUUAUCUAAGCGUAAGCGGUGGCUUUACUUUACAUGUGUUCAAUGCAUCAAUGAACUGAUGUGCUAUAUGACGCUCACAUAGGUUUGUAAUACUUGUUCUGAUAGAUAUUUUUUGAGGUUAUAUGAAGAUGGGGUUUUGCCCAACCAAAAUACGAGUGAAAUAUGACCAUUAUGUAAUUGACUUCUUUGAUUUAAGAUUUAUAAUUGCAAUUGUGGCCCCAAUUCAA